Molecule: messenger RNA, 1461 nt
Organism: Pneumocystis jirovecii RU7
Lineage: Eukaryota; Fungi; Ascomycota; Pneumocystomycetes; Pneumocystales; Pneumocystaceae
Exons: 12
Coding region: 1-1461 (486 amino acids)
Biological process (GO): NADP+ biosynthetic process; NAD+ metabolic process
Molecular function (GO): NAD+ kinase activity
Source: RefSeq, a predicted model, not a curated record
AUGAAUAAUGAUCAAGAACAAAAAAGAAAUGAUUCCAUAACAAGUUCAAUAAUAAUUAAAAAUAAUGGAAAUUUUGAAAAGAUUUUGAUAAAAGAUAAUAAUAAAGAAGAUCAGAUUCCAGAAAACAACAAUUUAAUCAAACGAAGUUAUUCUCUCAAUGAGAAAUCCAUGGAAACACUAAGAUCAUGUAAACAUAAAGAUAAAUCAUAUUUUCUUCAUUAUCUUGAAAAACAAGAACAUGAGAAUAAUAAUUACUCAAGAUGCCAUUUAAUGGAAAUAUCUUUAAAAAAACAAGUCAAAGACUCUAAGGCAGUAUUGCCAAAAAUGGUCAAUAAAAAAAUGCUUUCUGAUAUGGUGUUCAAUAUGAGAAAGCUUUCAAAAAGUUUGGGUGAUACACGAAUUAUGCUUGAAAUAAGAAAUAUCCUUAUUAUUACUAAAACUCAUGACAAAUCUCUUAUUUUAUUAACUCGUAAAUUAGUAGUUUGGCUUUUAUCAUAUCAGUCCAAUUUUGAAAAAAAAUAUUCAGUUUAUGUUAAUUCUACCUUUAAAGAUUAUAAUGAUUUUGACUCAGAAGGCAUUAUAAAGUCAAAUAUAUCUUUUAAAAACUAUUUAAAAUAUUGGACUUUUGAACUAUGUAGAAAACAUGCAUCAUUAUUUGAUUUUAUAAUUACACUCGGUGGAGAUGGAACUGUAUUAUUUAGUAGUUGGUUAUUUCAAAGAAUAGUUCCUCCUGUUAUUUCUUUUUCUCUUGGUUCAUUAGGAUUUUUAACAAUGUUUGAUUUUUCGAUGUUUGAUAAUACAUUAGAUAAUAUAUUUAAUCAUGGUGUUAUUGUUAGUUUACGAAUGAGAUUUAAAUGCACAAUAAUGCGUGUUAAAGUUAAUAAUGGACAACUUGUUGACGAAAUAAAGAAUUUAGAUCAAUCUAUACUAGAAAAUAAAAAAAAUGGAAUGAGCGUAACUCAUGAACCUAAAGAAUCAUUUUUAAUAUUGAACGAUCUUGUUGUGGAUCGUGGCCCAAAUGCAUUUUUAAGUUCACUAGAACUUUACGGUGAUUAUAAACAUCUUACUUCUGUACAGGCAGAUGGAAUUUGUAUUUCUACACCUACAGGUUCUACUGCAUAUUCACUUUCCGCUGGAGGAUCUCUUUGUCAUCCUGAUAUACCAGCAAUACUUAUAAGCCCGAUAUGUCCACAUACAUUAUCAUUUAGACCUUUAUUAGUUCAUGAUUCUAUGAUUUUACAUGUUGCAGUUCCAUACAAUGCUAGAAGCACUGCGUGGGUUAGCUUUGACGGAAGAAAUAGAGUAGAAAUAAAGCAAGGAGAUUACGUAACCAUUUCAGCAUCAAGAUUUCCUUUUCCAAUUGUUCAUCGGUCAAAACAGAGUUCUGACUGGUUUACUGGUCUUGCUACUCGACUUGGAUGGAAUGAACGCUCUAUGAAACCUAAACCUUUGUCAAACUAA